This is a messenger RNA of Daucus carota subsp. sativus, 3229 nucleotides long. Its product is annotated as phospholipase D delta. Gene Ontology annotation, cellular component: plasma membrane. The transcript is spliced from 10 exons. Gene Ontology annotation, biological process: phosphatidylcholine metabolic process; phospholipid catabolic process. Lineage: Eukaryota; Viridiplantae; Streptophyta; Magnoliopsida; Apiales; Apiaceae. The record is from RefSeq and is a predicted model, not a curated record. Gene Ontology annotation, molecular function: D-type glycerophospholipase activity; calcium ion binding. Bases 354 to 2930 code for a protein of 858 amino acids.
GGUGAUGAUAGUCCUCGAGUGCUCAUUCUCAACAUACGCCAACUGGAUGGAUUCCCCCUAUUCUAAUUCUAAUUGUAAUACAACUACCACUAGCCAUUAACUUGCUACUUCCUCUUCACUUUAUUCCUAAACCCUCUCUCGGUCCGCUGCUCUGCUGUUUAUACAAAUCUCUCCCAUCCACUGCUCUGCUGUAUAUUCAACUCUCUCCUCGAUCCACUGCUGUAUAUACAACAAAUCUCUCUCUCUCUCUCUCUCUCUCUCUCUCUCUCUCUCUCUCUCUCUCUCUCCCCCUCACCCCUCUCUCUCUCCCUCUCUCUCUCUCUCCCCCUCUCUCAUUCACACACACACAAACAAUGUCUGCGUCUGCGGCUGGGGAUAAUUCAUCAUCAGACAAGAUGAUAUACCUACACGGAGACAUGGAGCUCCGCAUCCUGGAAGCACGUUCACUCCCAAACAUGGACUUAAUCACCGGCCAAAUCUCUCGCUGCAUCUCGCUCGAUUCCUGCCGCCGUGCUCCCUCCCCCGCCGACCGCAAGAUCGGCCACCACCGGAAAAUUAUCACCAGUGACCCCUACGUCACCGUCUCCGUCCCCCAGGCCAUCGUCGCUCGUACACGUGUCAUCCCCAAUUCUCAGUCCCCUAUCUGGGAUGAACACUUUCACAUCCCUCUUGCUCACCCUGCUGUCAAUUUGGAAUUCCAAGUCAAAGAUAAUGAUGUCUUUGGCGCCGAAAUUAUCGGCACUGUCAAGAUCCCUGCUCAGACGGUUGCUUCUGGAGAACAUAUUUCUGGUUGGUUUCCCAUCAUUUCGUCCUCUGGGAAGCCUCCCAAGCCGGACUCCGCUCUUAAGAUUGAGUUGAAGUUCACUCCGUGUGACGAGAAUCCGCUUUAUAAGCACGGCAUUGCAGGCGAUCCGGAUCAUUUAGGUGUUAGGCACACUUAUUUUCCUGUUAGGAAAGGUUGUCAGGUUCAGUUGUAUCAGGAUGCACAUAUUACCGAUGAUAUCAAAUUUCCGCAUAUUGAGUUGGAUGGUGGGAGGAAUUUCGAGCAAGGUCAUUGUUGGGAGGAUAUAUGUUAUGCUAUUUCUGAAGCUCAUCAUAUGAUUUAUUUGGUUGGUUGGUCCAUAUAUCAUAAGGUGAAGCUGGUUAGGGAACCAACUAGGCCAUUGCCGCGAGGAGGGGAUUUGACUCUCGGUGAACUGCUCAAGUAUAAGUCUGAGGAAGGGGUUAGGAUCUUGCUUUUGGUUUGGGAUGACAAGACUUCCCACAAGAAGCUCUUCAUUAACACGGAAGGAGUGAUGGGGACACAUGACGAGGAGACCAAGAAAUUUUUCAAGCAUUCAUCUGUGACUUGUGUGCUUGCACCUCGUUAUGGAAGUAGUAAGCUUGGCUUUCUCAAACAGCAGGUUGUUGGAACUGCAUUUACACAUCAUCAGAAGUGUGUGCUUCUAGAUACCCAGGCAUCUGGUAAUAAUAGAAAGAUUACAGCAUUUAUAGGUGGUCUUGAUCUGUGUGAUGGUCGGUAUGAUACACCCCAGCAUCGAAUAUUCAAAGAUCUUGAUACUGUAUUUGAGGGUGAUUACCAUCAGCCUACAUUUCCAGCAGGAACGAAGGCUCCAAGACAGCCGUGGCAUGACUUGCACUGUAGAAUAGACGGCCCUGCAGCUUAUGAUGUCCUCUUGAACUUUGAGCAGCGUUGGAAAAAAUCUACAAGGUGGAGGGAAUUUAGUUUACUUAAGAAAAAAAUUGCUCGAUGGAGUGAUGAUGCUUUGAUAAAGAUAGAACGUAUCUCAUGGAUACUCAGUCCAUCCAUGUCUGUUUCAAAAGAUGGUAAGCACACAGUCGUCCCUGGUGAUGAACCAAUAUUACAUGUUUGUAGGGAAGAUCAUCCUGAUAACUGGCAUGUUCAGAUAUUCCGAUCAAUAGAUUCAGCAUCAGUGAAGGGAUUUCCCAACACUGUUGAUGUUGCUCAGGAACAGAACCUUAUCUCAGCCAAAAAUCAGGUGAUAGACAAAAGCAUUCAAACAGCAUAUAUUCAAGCAAUUCGAUCUGCUAAGCAUUAUAUUUAUAUUGAAAAUCAAUAUUUCAUUGGAGGAUCAUAUGCAUGGCCAGCAUACAAAGAUUCAGGAGCUGAAAAUCUAAUCCCCAUGGAGUUGGCACUAAAAAUUGCUAGUAAAAUAAGAGCAAAGGAGAGAUUUGCAGUAUAUGUCAUCAUGCCAAUGUGGCCAGAGGGUGUUCCCACUACUGCUACUAUGCAAGAGAUUCUCUUUUGGCAGAGCCAAACAAUGCAAGCAAUGUACUCCAUGGUUGCUCAGGAACUUAAAUCCACACAAGUUGUAGACUCCCAUCCUUGCGACUAUCUGAACUUCUAUUGCCUAGGCAAUCGGGAAGAAAUUCCAAAGGAAGCUAGUCAAAAUUCUACAGAUUGUAAUCAGGUUUCCAGUGCACAGAAGUUUCAGCGGUUUAUGAUUUAUGUGCAUGCCAAGGGGAUGAUUGUUGAUGACGAAUAUGUGAUUGUGGGAUCUGCUAACAUUAAUCAGAGAUCUUUGGCUGGUACAAAGGAUACUGAGAUAGCAAUGGGUGCAUAUCAACCCCAUCACACUUGGGCUGCAAAGAAGCAUCAUCCGCAAGGCCAGGUAUAUGGAUACAGGUUGUCACUAUGGGCUGAGCACCUUGGAAUGUUCGACGAUUGCUUUGUGACUCCAGAAACUUUAGAAUGCGUAAAGAGAGUGAACGACGUUGCUGAAGAUAAUUGGAAACGUUACACAACUGAAGCCUUUACCCCAUUGCAGGGCCAUAUUCUUAAGUAUCCUCUCCAUAUUGAUGUUGAUGGAAAGGUGGGUUCUUUACCUGGACAUGAAAAUUUUCCCGACGUUGGUGGCAAAGUGAUUGGAGCUCAUUCUGCUGGAAUCCCAGAUAUUCUUACAACAUAAUACAAAUCCCAGAAUUGUAUGCGUCUGAUAUUUUUUUGUUUGUUAAUUGUUAAAGACGGUGUGGGGUGUUGAAUUCAUGAAUCUGUCCAUUAUUGUAUUUUGUGCACAGCUUUGUACAUCUUGGAUUAUAAUUAUGAUAGAUGUAAAAAAUAGGGAAAGAGCGAUAGAUGAGAUGUUUGAACCUGUUUAUGCUGAAUUAUAAUUAGGCUGGGUACAGUUGUUUGUUUGUAGUUGGGAUUUAUUAAUCAGUUGAAUUGUAAGUUGUGACUAAUGGUAUAAUUUAUGGUUGAUUAGUUGUA